UACUGUCUCAACUGAACUCUGCUGUAGGCGCCCACGCUCGCUGUGUCUCCCUUAUUUGUGAAUUGCGCUUUGGGUUUCGCUAGGAAAUUUCAUCCUUGAUCAGGAAAACAAUGUCAAUGGUAUUUCAAUUUCCAAAUUUCAACGUAAGCUGAAUCUAGAUUCCAUUCAAAAAGGUUCCAAAAAUGACAGAAAAACCACCGCCAAAGCCAGUGACACUUCAGGACUGGGAAUCCUUAGUGGAAGACUUCCAACACGGCGGUGCUCGUCGCGAGAAAUGGAGUUCCCUUUCCCCGUCACUCGCCGAACUGGCCCUUUCUUCCAUCGUCAAAAAGGAAUUUCCUGUCAAAAUCCCCCUCGUAAUCUUCCUCGACGAAUUCUCCCACCUCUUGUUCCCCCCAAAUUCCCUCUCCCUCCUUUUGGACCGUCUGGUCGAAACCCUCCGCACCAUCGUCCAAUCCCCAAUCGACGGCGUCCACAUCACCUACGCUUUGAAAGAACAAAUGAUGGUUUCAGCGACCUCAAUUUUGAUCUCAACGAAUUCCGUCGAAACCGUUGAGGUUCGGUUAACGGAAGCCGUGGUGGAACUUUUGCUGGCGGUUAUCAACCGGCCGAACCAUGGAUCGGACCGCCACGCGCGUGCCAUUGCCUGUGAAUGUUUACGCGAAUUAGAAAAUUCUUACCCUUGUUUGCUCUCCGAUAUCGCUGGUCAUUUGUGGAGUUUAUGCCAAAGCGAGCGAACUCACGCUUCGCAGAGUUACAUUUUGUUGUUUACCACAGUAAUUUAUAGUAUUGUGAAUCGAAAGUUGAGUAUUUCUAUUUUGAAUACUUCUGUUCCUUUAAUACCAUUUAAUUUACCGCAAUGGAUUUUAGGAUCGGAAAAGGAAGGGUUAGGGUUGAAUUUUAAGGAAUUGAGAAGAGCCAUGGCGUUUUUAUUGGAAUGGCCGCAGGUUUUUACUCCUUGUGGAAUGAUGGUUUUCAUGGGAAUGGUAAUGCCACUUGCUGUAGCUUUGGAUUUGCAGCCUUCUAUGCUGAAAGUUCAGUUUUUCGGGAUGAUUUAUUCUUUUGAUCCUGUAUUGUGUCAUGUUGUUUUGAUUUUGUAUUCUCGUUUUGCUGAGGCGUUCAGUGAACAGGAGAGAGAGAUUGUGAGAAGACUUCUGUUGGUUUCGUUGGAAAUGCAGCAUUAUUUGGUGUUUCGCUUGCUUUCAGUGCAUUGGUUGAUGGGUUUAUUGAAUGGAUUGAUGUUGAAUGGAGGAAAUGUGGAGAAUAAGAAGUCGAUUGUUGAGAUGGGUUUCAUGUUUUAUCCGAGUGUGUUCGAUCCACUUUCCUUGAAAGCUUUGAAGCUUGAUUUACUUGCUUUUUGUUCUGUUUGUAUUGACUCAUUGAAACCUCAGAGUGUGUCGGAUAUGAUUAUUGGGGACGGGAAUUCAGUGGUGAAACUGUUUCAAGAUGGUCUAGUAUCUGUUUCAGCUUUCAAGUGGUUGCCUCCUUGGAGCACGGAAACUGUAGUGGCGUUCCGCACCUUACAUAAGUUUUUGAUAGGUGCCUCAUCUCAUUUUGAUGCUGAUCCUUCAACCACUACUGUACUCAUGGAAUCUGCCAUCUUUAAUUUUCUAAAGGGGAUGCUGGUUGACAUGAUACUGGAGUUUCAGAGGUUGGUCCCUGUCAUUGUUGCUUUUGUUGACCGUUUGUUGGGCUGCCAAAAGCAUCAUUGGUUGGGAGAGCGCCUGCUUCAAACAGUCGAUGAGAAUCUGCAUCCAAGAGUCAUAAUUGAUUAUAGACUAGUUUCGUACUUUCUAAUAUUCGACAGAAUUGCUGAAAAUCAAACAAUACCUCCUCGUAGGUUGUUAGACCUGCUAACCAAGUUCAUGGCUUUCCUUGUUGAGAAACAUGGCCCAGAUACUGGUGGGAAAUCUUGGUCUCAGGGUAGUAAGGUUCUUGGCAUUUGCAGAACCAUGCUGAUUCACCAUCAGAGCUCUAGAUUGUUCCUCGGAUUAUCUCGUCUCCUUGCAUUCACCUGCCUUUACUUCCCUGAUUUAGAGGUCCGUGACCAUGCAAGGAUCUACCUGAGGAUGCUGAUUUGUGUACCUGGAGUGAAGCUUAGAGGCAUGCUAAACCUUGGAGAGCAACUCCUUGGUGUUUCCUCCUCACCUCAUUCUGGUUCAUUUUUCAGCGUGCCAUCUCCUCGACAUUAUCAGGAUCUCAAGAAAUCUAGAAACAUCUCAUCCUAUAUCCAUCUUGAGCGGAUGAUACCACUACUUGUCAAACAGUCUUGGUCAUUGUCUCUAUUACCUUUAGGUUUUGGGAGUAACAAAAAUGAUUUUUCUGGUGGUAUCAGGGAUAGUGAAGCCUCAACAGAUGAAAGAGAGCUUGAUGCCAAUAUUCAACUUCAGACUAUAUCAGAAGAUGAGAGAAUGGAUAAACAACAGGUUCCACUGUAUGUGAUGGAUUCAAAAGUUUCAGAGAUUUUAGGAAUAUUGAGGAGACAUUUCUCAUGCAUUCCUGAUUUUAGACAUAUGCCGGGGCUUAAGGUCAAAAUUCCAUGCAAUUUGAGAUUUGAUUCAGAGCAUUUCAAUCAUGUAUGGGGAGGUGAGUCCCCAAAAAGUGGGUUACAUGGAGUAGAUGCCUCCCCUGCCAUAUAUGCAACUGUGUUGAAAUUUUCAUCACCAGCACCAUAUGGGUCUAUUCCAUCAUGUCACAUACCUUUUCUUCUUGGUCAACCUCCUGUGGGUGAUUAUUUCCCUGGUGAAACUGCUUCAUUAGACGUCGUUGCUACACACAAUGGUUCUGGUGAAGAAGAAAUCUAUAAAGCUCCUGUGAUAAUUGAACUGGAACCACGGGAGCCAACACCUGGUCUGGUUGAUGUUUUCAUUGAAACAAAUGGGGAAGAUGGUCAGAUCAUCUCUGGUCAGCUGCAGAGUAUUACUGUAGGCAUUGAAGACUUGUUUCUCAAGGCUAUUGCCCCACCAGACAUCCUAGAAGAUGUAUUACCUGAUUAUUACACAGACUUGUUCAAUGCUUUGUGGGAUGCUUGUGGUACUACUUCCAACACUGGGCGGGAGGCUUUCCCCCUGAAGGGAGGCAAGGGGGUUGCAGCAGUCAAUGGAACCCGAUCAGUGAAGCUGCUUGAGAUUCCUGCAGUCUCUUUAAUUCGUGCUACUGAGCAUUAUCUGGCACCAUUUGUUGUAAGUGUGAGUGGCGAGCAUCUUGUUAACAUGGUAAAGGAUGGAGGAAUUAUCAGGGACAUUGUAUGGAAGGAUGAGGCCUUUGGUCUUUUGCUUGAUGCCACCACCUCAGUUGCUGAAUUAGACAGAACGCCCCUCCAUCUUACUUUCACUGGAAAUGAAGACGAGAGGGAAAGUCAGUUGAAUAUCAGCAAAAGAAGUAUGGGUUGCGUUCACAUAUUGGUAUUCCUUCCCCCUAUGUUCCAUCUCCUGUUCCAAAUGGAAGUAAGUGAUGUUUCAACUUUAGUUCGGAUUAGAACUGAUCACUGGCCAUGCUUAGCUUACAUUGAUGAUUAUUUGGAGGCAUUAUUUCUGUCAUAGAAGCAAACACGAAACCACCUUUGUUGGAAAAACUUUUCCAUACGUUCAUGUUCAUGUAAUUUCUGAGAUUAUUAGGAAUUUUUUCCUUGAUUCUUUUGUCACAGUUUAUGAGGAAGGAGGGGAACUUUUUGCACCCGUCUGUAUACUGUUUUAGGGAAAAUACCGCAGCAACAAAUCCCAGGACCUUGUAUUCUUUUCCAUGUAUCAAAAUUUUGUCAGAUAUUUUUAGUCACUGGGUUCAUAAUCUUGUAAGCUAUAAUUCUUUGUUUGCAACAACUGCAAAUUUAUAUUCAUAAAAUCUCGAUGGAGAGUGUAUCCUCUCAUUUUGCAA
Theobroma cacao (cacao) is the source of this 3873-nucleotide messenger RNA. RefSeq names its product AP-5 complex subunit beta-like protein. Gene Ontology annotation, biological process: endosomal transport. Gene Ontology annotation, cellular component: AP-type membrane coat adaptor complex. NCBI's taxonomy places the organism in Eukaryota, Viridiplantae, Streptophyta, Magnoliopsida, Malvales, Malvaceae. The record is from RefSeq and is a predicted model, not a curated record.